Molecule: messenger RNA, 2088 nt
Organism: Naumovozyma dairenensis CBS 421
Lineage: Eukaryota; Fungi; Ascomycota; Saccharomycetes; Saccharomycetales; Saccharomycetaceae
Gene: EPS1
Product: protein disulfide isomerase EPS1
Exons: 1
Coding region: 1-2088 (695 amino acids)
Biological process (GO): protein folding
Cellular component (GO): endoplasmic reticulum
Molecular function (GO): protein disulfide isomerase activity
Source: RefSeq, a predicted model, not a curated record
AUGACUUGCCUAAAACAUAUACAAUUGCUACUCUGUUUCUCCAUCACGCUAAUUCUUCAAGGAACUCAAGUGGCGGCAUCAGAUGACAAACAUCCAGAGGGUUUCCCGAAACCACUAACUGGUUCUACAUUCGAUAAUGAAAUGAAAAACGGGUUACAUAUAGUCGAAUUUUUCAGUCCAUAUUGUCAUCAUUGUAAAUCAUUAGCGCCUAUUUGGGAAAAGACAUGGGAAUCAUUCCAUGAAGAAGGUUCAAAGCUGAAUAUUACUCUUUCACAAGUGAAUUGUGUGGAGGAUGGUGAUUUAUGUUCCAAGGAAAAUAUUGAAUAUUUCCCAUAUAUUAAACUGUAUGGUCCAUCUGGGUUCAUUAAAAACUAUGAUGGUGCAAGAAAAGAAGAAGCAUUUAUUAAGUUUGCUAGAAAAGAAGCAUUGGAUCCUUUGAAUGUUGAUAUUAGUCAUGUUGAAAGCCAAAGUAUACUACUAUCAAAGCUUGAAUUUGCAAAGUAUUUGGCUGGCAAAGGGAAAGAUCCAAUCUUGAUUUCGUUUUGGCCAACAAAUGAGAUGAAAAAUUCAGAUGAUAGGAUAGCUUUUGAAAACUGUGCUGAUUGUACUACAUUCCAAAGAGCUUGGAAGAUGUUAUCUAAGAAUUUACUUGCUGAUGGUGUCUUGACAGGUCAUAUGAAUUGUGAAGAAAAUCCCCUUAUUUGUAAUGAGUUAGGUUUUGGUGAAUUGUCAAAGAUUAAAAACCAUCGAAGUGAUAGGGUACCUAGAGUUGCACUGGUUCUUCCUAACAGAGCAACAAAUAAUUUGUUUAUAUUCAAAGGUGAUAUUGCAUCACCUCUAUCACAAUAUCAAGAUUUCGCCACGAGAACUUAUGCUAACAGUAUUGCCCCUGAAAUUAACAAAGACGAUGUAAUAUCAAUCAUAAAUACAGAGGUUAUGAAUAUGGAAGGCCGGCCAGGACCAAAGAUGCACUUGGUCUUUAAUUAUGAUGCAAAGAUCACUUUUUCAGAAGAUUUCGAUAUUUUAGAAUAUUUGAUUGAACCGCUUUCAAAAAUCCCAAACUUAUAUCUUUAUAAAUCAAAAGAAGAUUUGAAAUCAUUGACUCAUACAUCGUUUGAAGAAAUGUACAAGAUGAUUAAUUAUAAUGAAACUGAACCGGAAAAAGUUUUGGAUGAGAAUCAGUUUGCCUUAAAUACCAUCACUCAAUUUCCAACCUUUUUCCUUUUCAAAGAUGGUGAUAAAAUACCACAUGUCUUCCCUGGUUAUUCUACCACGGAAAUGAGAAAUGUAGAGACAAUAAUGAACUGGGUUAAAGAAUUUGCAAUCCCAAUGAUUACUGAAGUUAAUGAGGAUAACUUUUGGGAUUUAAUGAAUUCGCAACAUGAACGUUAUAGUGACAUUGCCAUUUUACUAAUAGAUUCUGCAAGAAUGAAGGAAAGUGUAAAUAGUGUGAAUAACCUGGUUACAGGAAAUUAUGAUUAUGAGCAUGUUCGUAUGUCUCAAAUGUUCCAAUGGAUAAUGGGAGAAAGAAAUGAUAAGUUAGAGUAUGUCCAGAAAUUGAAGAAUAAGAAAGCACAAAGUGCUAAAAUCGUAGCUGCCCUACGUAAGGAGAUUCCUCAUAAAGAUGAUAGGUCUGUUAUUUUAACUUACCUUGAUAUUUACAAAAAUAAAAACACGUUAUCUAAACUGGGAUUUGAUUGUACAGUCCCACAAAAGUCAGGAAAUGUCAUUAUUGUCGACAGAUCAAAGAGUUCCUUUUUUGAAGUCAAUCGUGAUGGGAAGCCUUUAACUGACAACCCAUAUGAUAUAAGAGAAAUAUUAACUACUUUAAAUUUCCCACAGAGUUCAUUUUCCAAGUUCGUAAACCAUGGCAGAAGAAUCAAUUCUCCCUAUUCCAGGCAACUAAGACAUUUGGAUUUCAUACAUAGCUAUGGCAUAUUCGGAUAUAUUAUGUUGGCGGUGGUAGUAACUAUGAUAUAUAAAAGUAAGUCUUUGGUUCAUAUCUACAGGUCCAAAAGAAAGUAUCAAGCUAAAAGGGAUACUCGAGGGUUAUUAGGUUGGUCAGACAAGAAAGAGUUCCAAGAUUGA